Molecule: messenger RNA, 2154 nt
Organism: Sander lucioperca (pikeperch)
Lineage: Eukaryota; Metazoa; Chordata; Actinopteri; Perciformes; Percidae
Exons: 16
Coding region: 175-1827 (550 amino acids)
Biological process (GO): apoptotic DNA fragmentation
Molecular function (GO): deoxyribonuclease II activity
Source: RefSeq, a predicted model, not a curated record
CCCGUGACCACCGAGUGUCCUCCCUCUCUGCUGAUAUAUAAACUGAUCUUUGCCUCCUCUACAUCACAGACCAGCAACACAGACAGUUUCUGUAGUCUUCAGCUUCUGGAACUUCAGAUCCAUUUCUCUGGACCUCUUUCUGGGUUGACCUGGACUUUAAAAACUCAGGGAGUUAUGUGGAGGAUUUUCCUGACGGUCAGUCUGCUCUGCUGGAGCGCUGACGGACAAGGGAACUGCAGAACAAACAACAGACAAGUGAUCAGAGACAACAACAACAGACCAGUGGCCUGCAGAGACAACAACAACAGACCAGUGGCCUGCAGAGACAACAACAACAGACCAGUGGACUGGUACAUCAUCUACAAGGUACCCAAACUGAAUAACAUCGGAACUACGGGUUUGGAAUAUAUUUACAUUGAUUCAGAAGAUCAGACGAUAGAGACCUAUAAAGAACACGAUAAUAAGCUCAUCAACCAUCCUAACGGUGUCCUGGCAAACACCCUGCGGCCCAUAUUUACCACAUCAAUGACAGACAACUUUGGAUUCAUCUCCUACAGUGAUCAACCUCCAGGAUGUAAUGCUUUUGCUACGUUUGGUCACAGUAAAGGAGUUGUGAUGAUGGAAAAAGACCAGACAGGAGUCUGGCUCUCACACAGCGUACCACAGUUCCCUUUCAAAAGAGAUCCAGAGAAGUUCUGGCCACGCAGCGGAGCAAAGAAUGCUCAGACGUUUAUCUGUGUAACAUUCAACUACGAGGAGUUCCAACAGAUAGGUCAACAUCUGCUGGACAUCGUAGCUUUCCCGUUUGAUCAUCAUAUUCCACCUGGCUUCUAUAACCGGCUUAAACAGGUUACAGAGAAAGACUUGGUGGAAAGACCACCACGUAACAGAAAUCAAAUAAAAAUCCAGGCGCUGACAUCAGCAGGAUUAACAGGAACAGGAACAUCGUUUGAAAGCAUUGCUAAACGCCAAAUUAAAGUACGUAAAGCAAAGAAGACACCUUAUGACAGCUCUGUAUGUAGAAGAAAGAUACCUGAACAUACUACUCCAGAAAAGAAAAUUAAAUUUGCUGACAGCUCUGUAUGUAGAAGAAACAUACCUGUAUGUAGAAGAAAGAUUUUUCCUGACAACAUACCUGAGGAAGGAGAAGAAUGUGACGAUGAUGCAGAGGAAGAAGAAGCUGAAGUCGAUGAUUCUGAGAAGAUAGACAAAAACAGCGAAGACAGAUUUGAUGGAGAUCUUUACCAAACUAUUGCAGACCAUUACGGGACUAAUGUGAAAGUCCAGACCUGGUGCAGCAAGAAUGAAGCUUACCGCAUCAGAGGACCUCAAGUGAUCAGAAUUGCAUCUUUAAAAGCUGAUCUGGGUAAUGAGGAAGUUAAUUGGGAGGCUGGUAAUGAUCAUUCCAAGUGGUGUGUAGCUGCAGAUGAUGAUAAUAAUAAUAAGCAUAAAUAUUUGAUCUGUAUCGCUGAUGUAAACAGAGGACUCAGCCAAUACCAAAGGCCGGGGGGCGCACUGUGCUUUAAACAUCAACAGGCAAGUAGACUAUUUAAAGGUCUUAUUCAACUUGAGGGCAAUCGAAAUAUCCGUACGAAACGUAACACUCGUGACACUGACUCUGACUGUGAUCCUGAAGACACUGACUCUAUCUCUGAGCCUGGAGACACUGUCUCUGUCUCUGACCCUGGAGACUCUGUCUCUGACCCUGGAGACUCUGUCUAUGACUCUUUCUCUGACUCUGACUCUGGAGGAUUCCGGGACGUGAUCGUCAACAUCCCUCAGGCUCCCUGGUAUUACCUAAAGAGAGUUAAAGUAAAGCGUUCUUAGUGUGAGAGGUUGUUGUGAUUGUUGGUUGCUCUAUUUUGCAUGUAGGGAUUUACACAAUGAACAUGUGUAUAAUUACAUUUAAUAAUAAUACCAUUCAAUAUGCAUUCAAUGAAUGCAAAAUAUUUUGAGACUUGUACUCUGUGCAUGUUGUGCCAAAGUGAUUGAGAAAAACUGUGACAAGGUCAUGCUGUUAUACUCAGAUACAGUAGGAAAAUGUUGGUUUGUAGCCGCCAUUAAAUACAGAAGAAGAGAACCCCAGGAUAUAUGCUUGUCAAGUCUUUUCUGAUUUUUGUGCAGAUUAGAAAUAAAGAACUGGAUUUCACUCAA